Molecule: messenger RNA, 1381 nt
Organism: Vitis vinifera (wine grape)
Lineage: Eukaryota; Viridiplantae; Streptophyta; Magnoliopsida; Vitales; Vitaceae
Product: F-box protein At5g39250
Exons: 2
Coding region: 425-1174 (249 amino acids)
Molecular function (GO): protein binding
Source: RefSeq, a predicted model, not a curated record
AAAAUGAUGUGAAAGCUACCAACAGCAAAGACAAAAGUGGGCCCUCGGGAGACGGCUGCUAUGACGCGCACCACAAGAAUUUACAGAGCACCUUCAUCGAUCUUCAACGCUCUCAGCCGUCGAUCAAUCCUGUCCGUUAUACAGUUUACGCGUAUGGGACAGGAUAGCAGUGGGACCCGGUAACAGAACAAUAUAGAGUAGGUCAAAACACACCUAAUCGACCCUUGAUUUUAGAAGAGAGAGAGAGAGAGGCGUACUUUUCUCAGAUCUCUGGAUGGUAUCGGGAUGUAGGCUUGUUCGACCAUUUCUAGGGUUUUACCGGAUUUUUCUUCUUCCUGCGAGAAAAAGCUUGAUUCUAGGCCAUCGAAUGCUGUAGAGAUUUGCAGGAGCAUGCUUUUGUUCUGUUCUAAGUUCACCUUUGAGAAUGGCAUAUGAAGAAGUUUUGAAGGCUGUUUUCCCUCUACUGGAGGGUGCAGACCUUGCAUCCUGCAUGCUGGUGUGUAAGCAGUGGAGAGACAUAGCCCAAGAUGAUUAUUUCUGGAAAUGCGUAUGUGCCAAGAGAUGGCCUUCAAUAUGCAAGCGUCCUUCUCCUCCAACUGUAACUUAUUACAAGUUAUGCCAAACCUUCUACAAACGUCAGCAUUGCCGAGCUCUUCCCCCUCCAAGACUGUCCUUUAAUGACCUGGAAUUUUAUAUUGACAUUUGGACAGGAGAGAGAUCAAUCUUCUCUGAAGUGGUCCCAGGCCCUGUUCUCCAAACUGGAAUUGUUGUCCCACCACCUGGCAUAUGCGACAUGCUUAGGUUUCACCUUGAGGGUCCUGAGUACAAGAUGACCCUACUUGUGGAGCCUAGGUUUACCGUUCCUCUGAUGGCGACUGUGAGCGUAUCAGUGCUUGUGGGACGGAAAGACUCCAAGAAGGUUGCUUGCAUAAUCAACAAAUCCAUGUUUGAUUAUAUUGAUCGGACAGCUUAUAGAGCCCUCGCAUUUGACUACCUUGACUUCUCCCCCAUCUAUCCCUUCAUUUCUGGCAUCAGGGCGUGGAUUUCAUUGCUUUUCAUGGAAGAUGGAAACGAAGGUGUCAUUAAUGUCUUUGGGCUUGAAAUGGAUUUCUGUGAUGCUGCAAACUCUGAGCCAGAGGUCCUUUGGCUAUUAGACAUGCUUGAUUGGAAGUGAAGACACCAAACUGGUUUAGCAGCACAAGGUUCCUGUAUGUGUAUGUAAUGCACUAUUUUGCUACCUUCUUUGGUUCUUUAAUAUGUGGUACCUAAGACAAAUACCUUCGACUCCCCCCCUCCAUUGUUGGGAGCUGAAUUAAGUGUUAUCUUAUUCUAUGUUCAAACUGUGUACAUAUUCAAUAAAUGUGGACAAUUUUCAUGAUUA